Molecule: messenger RNA, 609 nt
Organism: Rotaria sordida
Lineage: Eukaryota; Metazoa; Rotifera; Eurotatoria; Philodinida; Philodinidae
Source: the annotation of a GenBank genome assembly
AUGAAUAUUUUACUCGUUUAUGUAUUUAUUUUAUUUAAUGUUUCACAAUAUCAAUGUGAAACACCAUCAUGCAAAACAAAUUGUACAACAAUUGAAGAAUGUUGGCAUGAAGCUUUAGCUUAUCGUUCAUCAGAAUUAAUUGAGCAAUUAUUUUCAUUUAGUAGUCUUUCUGUUCAUAUUGAUACAUUUCAACGACAUCAUCCUGGCGAACUAAACGAUAGUAUAUUACUUGUUGAUAAUGCACUUGAAAAUCAUUUAUUAAAUGAAUCAAUCGUUAGUAAACUAAAUAUAAAUUUAUUUCAAGCAACAAAACAACUUCUUAUUGAUUUAUGUACAAAUUUAACAUUAAAACCAAUUGAAACAGUUGAAGCUCUUCCAACAUUAAUGUGUUCAUUAUCAACAUGUUCAUCGGAUUUAAGAAAUUUUAUGGUACUUUUUAUAAUUAGUAUACUCAUUGCUAGUUUAGUUCUUCUUAUUUGUAUUGUGCAAUUGUUUCAAACAUAUCGUCGAGUGUAUCCUGCAAAAAAAAUUCCAUUACUUGCUCCAAGUACAAAUCAAUUGUCAAUUGAUAAUUCAACUGUUAACUUAAACUCUUCUGGUGUGUCAUAA